This is a messenger RNA of Tuber aestivum (summer truffle), 600 nucleotides long. The record is from the annotation of a GenBank genome assembly. Lineage: Eukaryota; Fungi; Ascomycota; Pezizomycetes; Pezizales; Tuberaceae.
AUGGAAUCCCCACAUGAGCACCAGCAAGGUAUCUUCCCCCGUUUCCGCUUCACAAUGUUGUGCUUCAAUUCACCAAGCUAAUGCUAAUGUCCCCAGGCCUUCUCCUUUCCCGCAUAAUCACGAAUGUUGUGCGUAUCCGGCGGGUGUCGCCUCACUGCCUCACUCGCUCACUGCUUCAACGAUCAUUAUCUAACACCGCGCAGGAAAAACUCAACGAAGCCGUGAUGACGCUGAAUAAAACGUUGCAUGUGAGUCCAUCCACGUAGCGCGGUGGGCAGGGUGAGAUGGGGAGAAAUGGGUGGCUGAUCGUGGUCCUGAAUAAGGAAAUAAAUGUGCAAAAUAUGAACACCGAGUUGGUCGCGCAGAUGUUUAAGAAUUACCAAUCGAAUGUUCUAUUCCAUCUUGAAGGUGUUUUUUUUUCUUUCUUUUUUCCCCUGUCCCCUUUCGGGAAUUGGAGGUUGUGCGUGGGGGGCUAAAUGGGGUUGUGAUUGCAGCUACGGAGAGUUUAAAGGAGCCGGUUUAGAUUGGGGCUGGACUUGCGAGAUGGAGGGAAAGGGGAGUUGGAAGUUAUCGGUCGAAAAUAAUUGAUGCUGUGAUCGC